This is a messenger RNA of Notothenia coriiceps (black rockcod), 1291 nucleotides long. RefSeq lists its product as uncharacterized. Gene Ontology annotation, molecular function: telomeric repeat DNA binding. The annotation marks the transcript as partial. Gene Ontology annotation, cellular component: shelterin complex. The transcript has 9 exons. The record is from RefSeq and is a predicted model, not a curated record. Gene Ontology annotation, biological process: regulation of telomere maintenance via telomere lengthening; telomere capping. NCBI's taxonomy places the organism in Eukaryota, Metazoa, Chordata, Actinopteri, Perciformes, Nototheniidae.
AGAAGAAGAAGAAGAAGAAGCAGCAGCUGUAAACAGAGUUAGCUGUUAGCUCAAUUUUAGCUCAUUCUUUUGCCUUUAUUUCAGUAUUUAGCAGUAACCAGGAGGCGCGAGACCAACAGAGAGGAAUGGCCUCUCCACCCCCCCUCUCCUCGCUGCGCCUCCUGCUCCCCCCCCUCCGCCUGAUGACGGCCUCCAUGUGGCAGGUCGCCCGGCAACAGAGCGUGAAGCAUUAUGGGAUGCUAGAGGACUUUGUUUCCAUGGUGACCGAGGCGGUCCCUCAGCUGCUGACGGACAGGCAGAGGAGGCUGCUGCUGCUGGCUCUCAGGGCGAAGGUGACCCUCGUCGACCCUCAGGUGACCCUCGGCGACCCGCAGGUGACCCUCACUCACCUGGAGGAACUCCGCUCCGAGAACACGAUGGAUGACGAUACGUCCUCUCUGCAGUCUCUCCUCGCGCAGAGUCCUGACGACAGACAGCGCCUCCUGCAGGAAGUGUUCGACCACAGCUUUGACUCCGCCCUCCAGGAGCUCAUCUCUGACUUCCUGUCCCGGACGGAACAGCUGUUUCCUGUUCCCGACUUCAAACAGACGGCCUGCUGGCUCUCUGCUGCCCCCGGAGCUUUUGAGGAGUGUCUGCAGGAGGGGGAGCACCUGAAGGAGCUGCUGACCAAUCAGAGCUGUCGGCUGGGGAAAGCCUCCACCACAGUGAGCCAGGACACGGAGAACGUUCUCCUCACAGCCUGGUCCCAUCCCCUCCUCAACAAACCGGCCAAUCAGGAGCCUCUUCCCGCCAACAGCCAAUCAGAAGAACUCCCAGAUGUCCAAUCAGAUCCUCUCCCUGACGUCCAAUCAGAUCCUCUCCCUGACGUCCAAUCAGAUCCUCUCCCUGACGUCCAAUCAGAGCCUCUCCCUGACGUCCAAUCAGAGCCUCUCCCUGACGUCCAAUCAGAGCCUCUCUCUCAGGUGAAGGUGGAGGUGCUGGUGCUGACGGAGGGUCAGGAGGAGACUGUGAUUGGUCAGAGCGAGGAGCAGGAGGCGUCCAAUCAGAGCGCAGCAGGGGGCGGGGACUCAUGGGAUGUCACACCUGUGAUCGUGGAGGUGCACAGGCUGAAGGAGUCACCUGAAGACUCUGCCGACCAAUCAGAGGACACAGGGGACCAAUCAGAUCAGAGCCCUGAGACCCCUCCCCCCCGUGUGUACAGAGCGUCUCCCGCUCAGCGCGUCGCUCACAAGUGUCCUCGCUGUGGGAAGUGCUUCAUCUACAGAUCUCAGGUCAGAUAUCACCUCCACAU